AUGCGGCCCAUCGGCAGGGAGGAAUUUUGUGAGAUUUGUCAGCGCCGUGAAACCAAACGUGAAACUCUGGAAGCCGCAAAGGAUUCGCCUCACACUCGGCAACGAACCGACCUGAACAGGCCGAGGAUUUGCGAGAGGCUGAGCCAAGAGGUGCGCGAUGCCACCAUCGGAGCUGUCUCGGUCUAUCACCAGCUCCCAGAGAGCCAAGGAAGGGCCCUGAACAAUGCUGUCCGCUGUGCCACAAUACAGUUGGUGGAAGGGAUGAUUCAGCUCGUAGAGGUUAUCCUUCGGACCCCCCAGGAGAGUCUGUCUCAGGAGCAGCUUAUCUCAACCGGAGGCGUCUGGGAGGCCUGCGACCGGGUUUCCUGCCUGCCUCAUGACAACCUGGCAGCCGUCACGUUGGCCAUUUCCUCCUGCCUGGAACUUAUCAAGGAUGCCUUGGAGGAGAUGGAGCAGAUGGAGGCGGAGGGAGGGGCUUCUCCCGGUGACCCUCUGGAGGACGAACUGCUGGGCUCCCCAGGGAACGCCGGCUUCGCUUGGACAGAUGCUGAACGGCAGCUGCUGGGCCCCUGCAAGGGGCUGGUGAAGGCCACCAAGGCUGGGCUGAGGAAACUGCUGGCGGCCAUGAGAAGCCACGGCGGAGCAGACACGGAGGAGCAGGUGGCUCAACUGGAUGCCCUGGCCGAGGCUGCGGCUGAGCUCAGCCCCAGUGUGGACGAACUGGUGCUCAGCCUCUGCCCGCCCGUGAACCAGCUCGCUCUGCGGCUGAACGCUGGGAAACUGGCUUCGGUGCUAAUGAAGAUGCUGGAAACCACCAGGACGAGCCACGUCUGCCCUCCCUCCGAAGAGAGCUGGGUGCGGUUCCUGGCUGGAGCAGUGGACCACAACCUAGGCAAGAUCAAGGACUCCACCCAAGGCCUGCUGCGAGACCCUGGCCCAGCAGGGGAGGGUCGGUGCACGAGCGACACCCGGCCGAAGGAGCAGCCGUAGCGCUUUGGCCUCGACUGUGGGCAGUAAAGGACCCUUGGCCUCUUUGCCAGAAGCUCGGAACGCUUGCAGCCUGCUCAUUUUUUCUACCACAAGCCCACACACGCUCACGGCUCUGGUUCCAGAGAGACUCUGACCCGGGGCACAGAGGCCGUGACCUGUGUGGGGAGGGCGGGGUACGUGCAGAGGACCCAGUUCCCAGGUUUCCUGCCCCACCCUCCCACUCCCUCCUUUCUAGCCGGCCAGCGGUAGCUGCCGAGUGGGGUGGUCAGUUGUGGCUCUGGCCCACCAGAGUACAUGGAUGACUCCCCGCUGGUCUGUUCCUUGUGGGGGGCUGCCCUUGCUAGGCGGCUCCCCGGGAAAGGCAGCCCCCAGGGGCCAGGAGAGGGCAAUCCAGGCGUAGGUUGAACCUUCUGCAGCCCCGGCCACAGGGGAGGGUCCGUGGGGAAGGGUUGCCUCUGCCAAGGGUGUUCCUGGGUUAAGGUUAUGCCCCCCUUGAGCUCCACUGCAGGAUCCGCUGCACCCAAAGAGAGGCCACUCGGGGCAGCUGUUGUGCGGGCCCCCCUCCCUUUACUCCUGAGCUGCUUUGACAUCUGAUGCAUUGUAACAGACGCCUUCUGCAUUGGGCAUGAAGCCUAAGAUAAAGUGCAGCCCCUUGACCCCUCA
Messenger RNA from Thamnophis sirtalis, 1653 nucleotides. The record is from RefSeq and is a predicted model, not a curated record. Lineage: Eukaryota; Metazoa; Chordata; Lepidosauria; Squamata; Natricidae.